Molecule: messenger RNA, 708 nt
Organism: Triticum aestivum (bread wheat)
Lineage: Eukaryota; Viridiplantae; Streptophyta; Magnoliopsida; Poales; Poaceae
Exons: 3
Coding region: 1-708 (235 amino acids)
Molecular function (GO): zinc ion binding
Source: RefSeq, a predicted model, not a curated record
AUGACGAGCAAUCUGGUAGAAUGUUUCAACAAUGUGUUGAAGGGUGCUCGUGCAUUGCCGGUGACUGCAAUAGUGGAGUACACCUUCUUCAAGCUUAAUGAGUACUUUCAGAGGCAUUCUGAAGAGACUGCAAAAUGGAUAGGCAUGGCUUCAUCCGGUUCCAGGACGAGGCCGCUGUGCGCGGACCAAGAGGACAUGCCGAAGACGUGGAUGGAGGCGAGUUUGGACAAGGAGAAGGAGAAGGAUGUGCCCACACCAACAUGUUGGUGUGCUGAUGUUUGCAAGCUGAAGGUGUCCACUGACCGCAACAAGUCAUGGACGGAAGGUAGAAGGUUUUUCGUGUGUCCCAACUAUGCACAUGAUCGUCGAAGGCCAACUAACGCAUAUGACAUACCACCGUCCCCUCCUCCACUUUGCAAGUACUUCACUUGGAUAGAUCACGAGGUACCAAAAGAUGUCCAAGAGGACCAACGUCAAGAUUGGUUACGGAGGCAGCGCCGAUUCGAGGAGUCCUAUGCACGGGGAUUGGAGCGGGAGCGUCGUGAGAAGGAGGCUCGUGAGCGCAAGAAGCGUGAGGAAGAGAGGGCACGCAAAGAGAAGGAGGCUCGUCAACAAGAGAGGGCAAGAAAACUUGCAAGGGCUCGCGAUGCACGAGAGGAGGACGAGGCACGUGACAAGAAGGGAAAGUGGCCCCGUAAUACUCAGUAG